AUGUCAAGCCACGGAUUAUUUGUGGAUACAUGGGACGGCAUUUAUCAGUUAACAGGCAAAAGCGAUGUCGUAAUGUUUUGCUUAGGGUCAUGGUUGGCGGCUUUUGUAACAUAUUGGGUCGUUAGUAUACCACUACUGUGUGUGGAUUUAACGCACAGACCUAGAUUCAUUUACCAGUAUAAAAUGCAGAUGGAUAAACCGAUCGAAGUUGCUAAACUCAAGAAGUUAUUCAAGGUGGUAAUUCUCAACCAACUGUUUUAUGCCCCUCCAAUAGCGUGGGUGUACUACGUCAGCGCUGGGUGGCGUGGGUGUAGUGUCAGUAGUAGUGACUUGCCGAGCGGCGGAAGGAUACUGUUUGAUUUACUCGGUUGUCUGAUCUUUGUUGAAGUCACAUUUUACUACUCGCACUGGGCAUUGCAUCACCCAUUCCUGUUUAAACACGUACACAAACUUCACCAUGAAUGGACGGCUCCUAUUGGUCUAACGUGCAUCUAUGCUCAUCCAAUCGAAUUCGUGUUCUCAAACUUUAUACCUGUGGUUGGUGGACCCAUUGUGAUGGGGUCUCAUCUAAUGGUACAUUGGAUGUGGUUCAACGGCAACUAUUCAGCUACUGGAAUAAUGGAUUGGUUACAUGGCACUGACGCCAUUUUUAGAGACACCAUCGCCUUCAAGCGACACAAGAUACUGUUUGGAACAACCCCAAUGUCUAAGAAAUACCCCGAUACUAAAACUUUGCAGUAG
This is a messenger RNA of Saccoglossus kowalevskii, 741 nucleotides long. Its product is annotated as fatty acid hydroxylase domain-containing protein 2-like. The record is from RefSeq and is a predicted model, not a curated record. Gene Ontology annotation, biological process: lipid biosynthetic process. NCBI's taxonomy places the organism in Eukaryota, Metazoa, Hemichordata, Enteropneusta, Harrimaniidae. Gene Ontology annotation, molecular function: iron ion binding; oxidoreductase activity.